Spirometra erinaceieuropaei is the source of this 9518-nucleotide messenger RNA. The record is from the annotation of a GenBank genome assembly. NCBI's taxonomy places the organism in Eukaryota, Metazoa, Platyhelminthes, Cestoda, Diphyllobothriidea, Diphyllobothriidae.
AUGCUUCAUGAGCUCCUAUUCGCUCUUAACGGAUUUCCUGGCGAUAUAUGCACUUAUUUCGACAAAACCGAAUCUUCUGCUGACCGGAAGGGUCUCCGACUCCUUUCGGAUCGCCUGCCCUUCAUCACUCCUAGCGAGACCCUCCUUGUGUCACAACUCCUACUUCUCGCGGAGGACUAUAUUAAACUCAAAAAUUUUAUCGACCGUUUUAAGAUCCCACAUGCCAGUCUCUACAUAACUGCCUUGGCACGCGGUCUUGACAAUAUUCUUGAAGAUUACCGAUCAACAUUGUGCAAUGUCGAGCAAAGCCUCCUAUCUGAUGCCAGUUGCGGACUCACCUUCAUAUUUGCUAAGGUUUACUCCUUUAAACCCCUCUUAUCUUCACUGGCUACGCUUCUUGAAAAGGUUAUGCGCCAAAUCGCACCUGAAAGCACAAAAACGUCUUCAAAGCAGUGUUUGCUUGACAUAAUCAUACAAGUUGCAAACACUAGUUUUCCAUCCUUAAAACCAAUUUUUCGUCAUCUGGCUGCUUGUCAGAUGCGGGUGCUGUACAGCCAGCUAUCCGGGUGGCUCCUUUACGGUGUUCUCGUGGAUCCUUUUGGGGAAUUUUUCGUUCAACCCUUUAGCCGGGGUCUGGACUCUGACACGGCACAGCGUAGUCAAACCACGGAUCUGUCACCAGACGAGAGGCCUACCUCAGACAUUACCGAGGUACCCGCUGAGCGUCGUUUUGAGCUUUGUACUCGCAAUCUGCCCUCUAUCAUAUCGCCGUCCAUGGCGAAUGAUGUCCUUUAUGCCGGCCAAGUCGUCAGUUCCUUCGCCAAACUGACAGGGGAUUCCAGUCCUUCCAAGUGUUCACUUUCGAUUUCGCUGGGCGAUAAUUUUUCCGAAAAAUUUGCCCAACAGGCACGAAAUCUAUUUUGCCCUGCUAUGCCGGAGGACGCACCGCUUGUGGAUAUCGACAGUCUGCAGUCAAUGCUUCAUGACAUCUUGCUUUUUAUAUCAACUCAGGUUCAUGAGCGAAUGUUCAAAGAGUGCGAUCUUCCCCAUCAUUUGAAUAUGCUAAGGGAUAUUUUACUGAUGGGCAGAGGUGAACUGUUUUUGACAUUCUUUGACAACCUUCGUCGGGAAGUAGAUAGCGAGUUCAGCAUGACCAUUGCUCUGCAUAGGAAUUACAAACGCUCAGGAAAUUACAUGAAUCGCGAUCUGCUCGACCGACCAACACCGUCAAGUAUCCUCGAAGCUCAGGGUCUAACUCACGCAGUGAACCGGGCUUUUUUGACCGCUGCCAGAGCUGUAGGACUGAACGACGAAGAACUGGAGAAAAGAUUCAGGCAAGUACACUUUAAUAGUGUCCAAAUUCAUCCACUAAUUUGAAAAGGUUUGCUUUGAGUAAUUACUCGUAUUAUGAGUUGUGGAAACCUUAUUUGGGAUAGAUUAGCAGCAGGGCUUCUAGGUAGCAAACUUUCUACCUGUUCUAAUCCCCAAUUGCUCAUAAUCUGCCUUAGCACUCUUUCAAGACGAAAACUGAAAUUCUCCGAAAACUCGGGUGUCGAACAUAUUCGUUCCGACCAAGUCUGGACAACAUCCACUUCCCACUGCACAACUACUAGUAUGUUCGCUAUACUUUUCAGGCGUAGAUAUUCCCCAAACUGCUAAUAUGUGGUCGUCACUCGUUGGCGGACCACUAGGUGUCGCGCAAUUCAUUUAGGUCUUUUGGCCACUUCGGCCUCCGCAUUAGUCGAACUCGGGUUGGAGGAUGUUUAUCAAUGAGUUGGUUUUUAUGCCCCCAAAUCGAUCUUGAAAUUAGCCUCGAUUGGAAGAGAACACCGUGACUGAGAAAUGUCGCUCUAUGUUGCCCUAAGAGCUAUUUUAUUCCCAUUGCGUUUAGUAAUUCCAGACAGAACUCGUGACGGAAUUGAUAACAGGAGGAUCCACUGAUGGCAAAACUCGCAGAUGCAUUCUGCAUCUACAGAAAAUUCGAUAAACCCUUGGAUAUAUGGAUAGUACAUAAACUGUGUGGUAAAAGGGCAUUAUAGGGCUGUCACUUGUCUCCUGGGCGUCACAACCCAGUCUUGCGCUUCCUGGUACUACUUGUCUGCUUACUCUCCAGAAGUCGCCUAUCAAGCCUAUUUGGUUUGAAUUGAUCAGACUUAUUUGAUAAAAAGUUGUUGAGUUGCUUGAUGUUUUCUUAGAAAAUUACUGCCCAGCUACAUAUGCUUGGCCGCUUAAAUGGUCCGAAUGAUCCCCGUGCUUCCUUACGCAUAGUUAAAUUCCAUUGAUUUAGAUACAAGUUCCAUCAUGCCUAAUGUAGUCGGCCUCAUUUCAAGACUGCUUGGAAGUUGUCUUCUUUAACGUUUCGGCUCAUUGGUUUCCAGCAUCAAAGCAACAGUGAUAGACGAACCUACUUGGUGGUGGUUCACGUUUGCCUUGCCGCAGUGCCAUCUUUGAGUUUUGUGGUAUUUUAUAUGGCGGCGGGUGUACAGACCUCAGCCAUCCGCGCCUGGGUAGCACCGGUGCUUCUGGUCCACGACUACUUCUUUACCAGGUGUACAUAUCUGCAGAUUUCCUAGUUGGUCCCCACUAAAGACCUUCAACCAUCCGUUGCUCCCGGACUCAUUGGGUAGUCAGCGAUUAGCCUAACGACCAGAUCCGUAUCUUCGGUCAUUACAAUACAGCAUUAUUUCGUUCCAAACUCAUUUUCUUUAAAUAAUGCCUACCGGCACCUCAGAAACAUCAGUUUUUAUUCAACUGGCAUUGAAGAGGCAGUUCGUCUUAUUAGCCAAGCGGACCUGAACCCAUUAUCGAAAGCAAAUUAGAGCUUAUACCUUGCUAUUCAUUAUGACAGCCGAUAGCUCUAACCGCAGCUCCACAGGCGCUAGUUUGUUAGACUGAUGCCAAUGUAUUAUUAUGCAUUGCCUCGAGGUUGUGUACCUGAAUCUAGGGCGCUUGGUAUUCUUGUUGCACACGACAGUUCGACCGUCUGUUGCCGACGAUGUCCACCGUGUGCUCCACAGCAAGAAGAGAGCAGGCACGGUAACUUGCGUGUGAUUUAGUUUAUGGCGAGGAUAGACUUGCGCAGCAUCUACCGCACUUUCUCCUCAUUCCCCACCUGGGCCCGGUGCCAAGGCAUAGUCAAAGUGGUCGGAGGCGAGACAGGGCGUAGGUGGCUGGGACGACCGGACCCGGCGGUGCAGCGUCAGAGCUGGUCAUCGGGGAAGGGGCGUAGACGCUGACGAUAGUGACGAAUUUGCCACCCCGGAGGGACAGGCGAGGGCUCAUCAGGCGAUCGUUGAUGCCCUGCGGCAGACAGGGAAGUCAUCCCACAAUGUGGUUCCGGAAGGCAAGGUUGACGUCGGCCUCUCGUCGCUCUGCCUCUGGAUGGCCGCUCUAGAUGAAUAGGUAGUCGGCGCCCACCUUCUCCAGUUGGCUUUGGUCAGAGAACCGGGUCUCGCUGAGUGCAGCGAUAGGGAAGACUACCUUGAACAAAUGAUCAGAGCGGCUGUUAGGGGUCCGACUGUACUCAUAAUUACCAAUAAAUCUCUUGAAAAUGUGUCCGAAUGCAGUGUUACGAUCUAUGUUACGUCGUCCGCGGUAACCGACGCGCACCGCAACCCUGGUCCAGUAAUGCGGGCGAAUAGUAUGCGAACUGGGCUGAUCAGUAGAGGAUGGACCCUAGAUAUUGGGUGCUGGAAUGUGCGAACGUUCCUUGACCCCUGUACCCAAAAUCUGACCGCGCGCAUCCGUAAUCAGUACAACGUGGAUGUCUACUGUCUGUCUGACGUUCGACUUCCUGGCUCAGGCUCUCGAGAAAUAAAGAUCCCUGGAGUCGACUCACACUUCAUCCCGUACCACAGCGGUCCACGCGACUUCUAGUAGACACGGUGUGGCGAUCGCACUCUCGCAAUAAGCGGACUUCGCUUUACUUGCUUAGAAACCAGUCAAUGACCGGAUGACUUACGUGCGACUGAAGGGUCACUUCACGAACAUCUCCAUUGUCCCUGUGUACGUACCAACUUCAGCUGCCGGACAUCACAAUAAAGAGGCGUUUUACUCUCAGCUGAAAGUGUUAGUUGAAAGACUCCCUCGUCGCGAUCUACUGAUUGUUGCCGGGGUUCGAAUGGUCGGACUGGGCCUGGUGACUCCACAAACAGUCAUAUUCUUGACCGCUUUGGGAUUGGUUCCCGAUGCGAAAAUGGCGAGAGAUUGCUGAACCUCGCUGAUAAGAACCGACUGCUUGUCACCAACACGUGCUUCCAGCAUCGCCGCAAACAUCUGCUGACCUGGUACUCAAACGAUGGUCAUACGGCCAGUCAGUUCGAUUACAUACUAGUCAGCUCAGAGUUACGCAGUUGGGUUCGUGAUAGUAGAUCAAUGCGGGAUGCCGAGACUGAUAACGCCCAUGGGUCGGACCAUGUUCUCGUUUACACACGCAUUAAAGUUCACCUCUCAUCCACGCCCAAAAUGCCAGGUUAUAGACGCCUUGAUGUCGCAAAAAUCCGGCAACCUAACACUGCCGUGGCCGUGAGCAGAGAAAUCUGGUCCUCUCUCACGACCCGAAUCAACGGAGAAGGGAAUAACCAGUGGUCUUCACUGAAAACAUCAGUCAAUGGAACGACUGAGAAGAUUCUUGGAUGUACUCAGCGGCGCCGAAGUGAUUAGAUCAGCCGAAAAACCCUGAAGUUGUCUGCACAGACGGCAUGAGCCACUUUUCGUAAUAGUGAUUCGUUCCGCUAACUCUGGAAAAUGGCGGCAAAGUCGACUAGGGAUGGUCGGAAGAGAUAUUGGGUAGAAACAGGGACCUCCAUAAAACAGGCCUCGAGCGUUGAUGACACCCGAAAACUGAACCAAAUUAUCCGCCAAGUUAAUGGUAAGCCUUCGACACUGAGCGACUUUGUUCGCGAUGCGGACACUGCUUUACUGCUGACAAUUUAGCCAAGAUUGAUCACUAGCGCGAGUACUUCGAGCACAAUCUCAGCUUUGGUGAGCAACCCAUCACACCCUCGCUGUCAUCAGCAGCGGAGUUUUCUUCCUCUCCAACCUAUGCUGUGUCAUGCGACUUGCCUUAAGAAGUCGCUGGUGCAAUACAAAGACUGCGCAACAGCAAGGCACCCGGAGAGGACGGUAUCGCCGCUGAAAUCUACAAGUCUUUUGUCGACAUUCUGGCGUCCUGGCUUCACGAGGUGAUUGCGCAAGUGUAGAGAUGAGGCCGUUCCUGAUGACUGGGGCUCGGACAUCCUUGCGCCAGCCUUCAAGAAGGGUGGUAAAACAAGGCGCGAGAACUACCGCGACGUAAGCCUCAUCGACGUUGCUGCGAAGAUCUUAGCCGUUGUUCUUAGGCGAUUCCAGGCCGUACGUGACUCUAGAACGAGGCCCAACCAAGCCGGAUUCGGAGGUGGGCGUGGACGUGCCAACCAGAUAUUCGCACUGAGGCGCAUUCGGGAAUUUCGUUAAACCGACGACAGACAGCCGCCUGUUUUGUUGACUUCGCCGUUGCGUUUGAUUACCAUUACCGUGAGUCCCUGUAGCGAAUAAUGGGGCUGGAUGGUGUCCCGCCUAAAAUCAUCGCCAUAAUCAAGGCCUAUUACCGCUCAACCACCGCGCGAGUUCUAGUCCAUAGCAGUCUCUCCCAGCCGUUUGAUAUUCAGUCUGGCGGGUUCGGCAAGGUUGUAUCUUGUCGCCCAUUCUGUUCAACUACGCCAUUGAUUGGAGUCUGGGGGACGCCCUACACAAAGUUGACGGUAUUGAGUUUGUAACCGGCCGCCGGCUAACUGAUCUUGACUAUGCUGAUGCUAUCGCUUUGCUAGCUUCAAACUUUGGCGACCUACGGUCUAUGGUGUCGCGGGUGGAUAAGGUCACUCAAUCUGUCGGUUCAUCCACAAACAUUGCGACGACCAGUGUUUUCAAGCUGCAUCUCUGACCGAGAGAAGAAACGUCGAAAUUAGUGACUACCGAGUCAAUGCUGCUCGCUGGAUUUCUUCAUACCCUUGGAAGUGUCUUUGGAUCCGAAGCGAUCUCUCCAUCGCCACGAAAAUUCGCUUGUACCAUGCAUCCGUCCUGCCAGUCUUUAUGUACGGUUGUGAAUGUUGGGCUGUGCGCGUAAAAGAUGAGCCACAUCUGGUGGUAUUUGGUCACGACUGCAUGAGGACCGUCCUUCGAGUGGAGUACACCGACUUCGUCUUGAAUGAGACAGUGGGCACUCACCGCGACAACUCCGCAAGGAUCUCGCAGGUCAUUCAAGAAAGACGACCGCAGUGGUUUAUACAUGUUUUUCGUCGUUCACCUUGCGAGUUCAGUGUUGCUGCCCCUCUACCCGGCACCCUUACCCACUUGGAGGCGUCGAGGAGGGAGGGGGACGGUCAACUCAAAAUUUGGCUCGACAAAGUCCGUCACGACCUGGAAGUGGUUCCUGAAACUUCGGUAUUUGGUCUCCGUCGUUGGCGAAAAAAAUGGGUUGAGCUGCCGGAGUCACACCAAGUACAAGUUCGAAUGAGUAGCGAGACAUGUUGGUUCCCAGCCGGUUUGCCAUCUCUGCAUCGACCUCGGUAGUAUUGUAUUCGGUUGUAUCUGAAGCAUCAUUACAUGGCAUGGCAUAUCUCCUCAUUUCUUUUAGCGGAUUCUUCUAAGAGACUUUUUAUAACCAUCAAAGAUAACUUGGUCUCGAAGUUGUCGGGUCUUCUUUGUCUUUUUGAUGGCCGGAGUAGGCCUAGGACAGUUUGAGGAGUCUUCACACAUUUUCGUAGCAAAGAAUCGGUUGCCCUCCGAGUGUUUAUAGCUGGGACGUCUCGUUUUCCGUUCCUCCUGCAGGUUUUCUCUUUCUACCAACCCAGUUCCGCAUUGCUUCUCUCCCGACACUGAGUCUCCAGUAGCAUGGGACUGUCUCCAGGUCCACUACUCUCCGCCACCAGGAUUGGAAACAGUUUUCAACCCGUCGGCCUGCGAGACCUACACCCGCCUUUUCCAAUUCCUCCUAACGCUUCGCAGAACUGAGCAGGAUCUCCAUCAAUACUGGGCUCGAGAGACAACUGGCCGGAGGGCGAACCGUUAUGUUCGACCCCCAGUGCUCUCGCCGAAGACGGCUGACGAGGGAACUGACAGCACAGACCAACAUCUGUUGGUGGUGAACCAAAUGGCCUUCAUCGUCGACCACUUGAAUUGCUAUCUCCAAGUUCGUUCCAGAAUCUGUCGUCUGUUUAUUUUUUAGCAGCAGCCUUCUACACAGUUCACCUGCAUAGCCUCAUUUCCCAAAUAACCUUAUGCAUUUUUGGUGACUAGCCGUUGUCAACCAGGUUAUAUCCGGUUGAAGGAGGAACACCAGGUAGCUAGGUGAUGCAAUAGGCCUAUAGAAUCAAAAGCACAAGUCUGCAAUUGGACGACUAUGCCCGUCCAACCAACUGGUCCAUGUGGUCUCCACAUCCGGGUUUCGGCACUGCUGACAUAUAUUAGCGGCACUUUUAUUAGGCUCGAGUUUUUUGGACUUUGAAGCCUUUGUGACCAGUCUUCAACCUUGCAUUGGGGCCAGUCCACCAUCCACCGGUCUUAGCCGCACAGAGGAAUUGCAUAUGACCUUCUUUGCUCUCAGAGAGUUUUAACAGACUCAGAACAAGUUGUCCAGCUCACAUCCGCUCAGUCUACUGCGCAUGCCACGGGUUUUCUAAUUCCACCUUUCCUCGGCGAUCAUAAAAACGAGGGGCUGGGUGUGUAUGGCAGCGCUCCGGUGUUGGUAGCAUUGCCAGGUAUGUCUGCUGAUAGGUUAGCUCACUCAGAGAGAUAAGGUAAACAAACGCAGUAUAUCACUACCGACAAUGACAAGGGAGACUGGAAUGACCAUUUUUAGCUUAUUAGCCGUUGUCAGUCAUUCAUACUUAACCCUCAAGGGCGUAACACCUGGGGCUCGAUCUCACAACCUGCUGGUUAGAAGUCCAAAGCCUCUAACCAUUGAGCCAUGCCCCCGUUGUCCUGUCGGUUGUGAUCGGGUAUACACAGUGCUAGGGGGGCGCUCACCGAUCGCGUUACGCAACCCACUCGUCUCGUUGUACCCUGGCAGUCUCCCUCGGGCCCCACCAGCAGCCGCACAGCGGCGCGUAAUAUAGGCAGAAUAGCAUUGCCGAUAGGACAACGAGCGCGUGGAUCCCAACUUGCACUUUGCUGUGGAUUUCGGAAUCGCCAAAAUCAGCACCGUUGAUUGCCGAUACUGGCGUAAGUACAGCCAAAUUGCAAUCAAGCGAAGACACGUCGUCCUGCCGUCUGACCUAAAUAAACAUUUUAGGGAAGAAGGGUCCUCCGGGCAAAAGUAUGAGGCCAGCACUAAGGGUCGUGGCCCAUUCUCAUAGGCCAAGACCAAGAACUCAAGUCCGAUAUGUGCCGCAGUUGUCUAUGAAAAUGGUUCCUGCGCCGAAGACUAAAAGUGGCCUCGAAACAGGUUUCUGUGUCCUAUCUUGUUAUGCACUGGUUUCAGCCGUAAGGCCUUUCCAAAUUAACUGACUCAAUCCUCGCCAACUCUAAUUUGUCAUUAGAAGAUAAAGAACGCCAGAAGGAGACACUUUUCCUGCCCAGAAACCUUAGAUGCCCUCAGGGUGCAGUGGCUGCUGGCGAUAUCGAGGCGUGUUCUAGCCGAGUAACUUCAUGUCUGCGAGUGUGGGUCUGGGGUUUUUCGUAGUUUCUCAGGGAUUGGUAGCUGAAUUAGACAUCCUGUGUUGAAUUACCCAGGGUACCCGAGACAGUCGGUCGAAUUCGCUGGCAGUCGACUCAACCGUUUGGUCAGCGCACCUGCCAGAUUGGAACGUGUUGGUUGGCAUGAUGUGGCCUUUUAACAGGAACUCCGGCGGGGGGGGGGGUAAAUGAGAGUGAGUGCAUGUGCUCAAGCAAUGAAACAGGAGUUAGGCGGUGCCGUGCCAAUAAUCAGCUACAGCUUAUUUCUGAACCUGAGGAGUUAGCCAGAUAACACCCAAAGAUUCGAGUCUGCUUGCGGCUCUUGAUAGGAUUCUUCUUACUCUUCUCCCUCUCGCCUACAGGUGGAUGUCAUUGCGGCACAGUUUGAUCGACUGAUGCGAGGCCUGCAGGAUCAACAGCUGCUGGGCUCCGUGGAGGCACUGCAUGAGACAUACCUAGCGGGUCUACAGGCCCAGGCCUUCCUUCUGCACCCUAUUGUGAACCCCUGUCUGAUUCGCCUCCUGGCUGUUUGCCGCAAAUUUGUGCGUCUAAAUCAGCAGCCAGUACCAGCGGUACCAGGCGCUGAUGGGGAUGCAGGAGAUGGUCACCUCAGCGGCGGCGGCGGCGGCGACGGUGUCCUGUCGCCCUGGACGGUGCUGCGUGCGGAAUUCGAGCACCUGGCCUUUGUACUCUUCACCAGUCUGUCCAGCGCUCGCACCACCUCCAGUCGGGGCAUCGGAAUGGGCAUCCCGGCUUCCACUGGGGGCGGCAGUUGCAACAGCCAGACGGGAGGCCAUUUGGCCCAGCUCCUUUUGAGACUGGAUUUUAACCGGUUUUUCGGUAGAUUUGCUUCUGAGGGAAGUUGA